Molecule: messenger RNA, 748 nt
Organism: Actinia tenebrosa (Australian red waratah sea anemone)
Lineage: Eukaryota; Metazoa; Cnidaria; Anthozoa; Actiniaria; Actiniidae
Source: RefSeq, a predicted model, not a curated record
UUAAACUUUAUGCAGUCGACCCAAAACUCCAAUUAUAUCAACGCCAGAAACUGGUUACCAGAACAAAAGAAUUAUGACAUCGGCUCGUCAAUCACCUUGAUUUGUAAACCUAGAUUUAAACCCGAAUCGAAAUCAUCCGUCAUGUGUAAUAGUUUACAUGCUUCUUUUUGUCAUUUGCCCAGCUGCAAAGACAUGGAUGAAUGUGUUGUAGGGGUGCAAGACAUCAAUUCUGCAAACUGCAUAGCGCAUGUCAUCACAAUGCUGAAUGUAGCAACUCCAUUGGUUCAUAUAAAUGAAUGUAUUGACCGAUAGUAAUGCUAAUAAUCCAUGCAACCCUAGUUGCCAAAGAAGGGCUGGUCAAAAGUUCUAGUGGGGCAAAGAGUGGAAAUUCUCCCCCAAAAUGGACGCAAUCAAAGACAAGGUAAAAGCAAGAUUUUCAAAAUCAAAAACACUUUAGACAAUCUAAAUACUUCUUUUGUUUGCUUGCAUAGCUAUCAUUAAUUACGAGUUUAUUUUCAGAAUAUUCGCUGGAGUCACAUAGCAGAACUCAAAGCGAAAUUCUGCGUAUGUUAAACUUAUAACUUUUGACUGUUAAAAAUUCAUCCUGUACCGUUUAAACGCAGCCUUUAAAUGCAGGCAUUUAUCUACCACAUUCAUGCCUUCACCCAGCCUAUACCCAAAGAAUGACACUUCUACUGUUUACAUUUUUGAAAGCUUAAGGAGGCUCAAAACGGUUUUUCUUGAGCAU